AUGGAGGCCUCGGAAAUAACAAAUUGUCAUCCUGAGACUGCUAUAGAAACAUUCAAGAUCAGUAUAAUUCAGGGAACCAAGUUCCAUACCUCCCUAGUUAAAUAUUCCCCUCCGAACAUGCAAACUCUCAAUGUUAGGGCACAAAUCUACAUUCGACUUGAGGAGAAUGUGGCUCACCAAGCGCAGCACGCCACCAUCGUCACGGUAGAAAAUAAGCCUCGGGAGAAAGCCUCGAGUUCAAAAAGUCAAAGAAGCCAACAUGCCUCAGCACCAGUUGCCCAGGUACCUGAGAAAAGGCAAAGGAUAGAAGAAAGGUUCACACCUUUCUGUACAACCCUAGCUCGGCUAUUCCAAGAAAAUAGGAUGAGGUUCAUAGCCCCUCAGCUAAUGAGGCAACCCUUGGAGCAAAGGGACAAAAACAAACACUGUGCUUACCAUAGGGACUACGGGCAUACAACCAAUGAUUGCAGAUCCUUUAGGCGGCAAGUAAAAAACAUGAUAACCAGAUGUGAGUUGGCAGACUACCUUACGCCAAAAGAACACGUGAAGCUUAGGGAGGUUAAUCCUUGGAAAGUAGAGGGAAACCAAGUAAAGGUUAUUCAUGUGAUAUAUGGGAGGUCAGAAGAUGACCAAGAGUCGGAAGAGGUGUACCGAUCCAGACUGAGGGCAACCCAUAAGCUAAGGAAGCUAUCCUCUAUAAACACUAUCGCUUCGAGCAGUAUUAGUAUUGGGUUCGGCGAUGGAGAUCUAUCUAGAGUUCAGCUUCCCCACGAGGGUCCACUAGUCAUCAGUUUUCUGCCCACCUCUAGUUCUUUGCUGGGGUUCGAUGACACAAAGGUGGACCUUAUUGGGGUUAUUGAUUUAUCUGUCACUGCGGCGAAAAAGACAUUGAAGGAAAACUUUGUUCUGAUAGAAAUCCAUCAUUCUUAUAAUCUCAUUGUGGGAAGAGGUUGGAUCCACCGAAUGCAUGGGGUCCUGUCUACCCUUCAUCAGGUGAUGCGAUAUUUGUCUCCGGACGGUAAAGAGGUUAUUGAUCUUUGGGGAGAUCAGGUCGCUGCCAAAGAAUGCUACAUACUGACAUUAAAUGAGCAAUUACAGAGCCCUCUGCCCAAGUAUUUGAAAGCAGAGGAGGAAGCCGAAGCUCCAAAGCCUACCGAGGAAUCUCUCGAAACCGUCGAAGUUGUCCUCGACAAUCCUCAUAAAAUCACUUAUAUGGGCUCUUCCCCCACACCUGAAGAGAAACAAGUGUUAAUUGAUGUCAUCCGACGGAAUGCAGAUGCGUUUGCCUGGGAUCAUUCGGACAUGCUUGGGAUUAGCCCUCCGAUCUCAUGCCAUAGCCUGAAGGUGGAUCCGGCAUUCAAGCCGGUUAAACAAAGACACAGAUAG
Molecule: messenger RNA, 1386 nt
Organism: Cornus florida
Lineage: Eukaryota; Viridiplantae; Streptophyta; Magnoliopsida; Cornales; Cornaceae
Exons: 3
Coding region: 1-1386 (461 amino acids)
Source: RefSeq, a predicted model, not a curated record